UCAGAUGAAAGAAAAGGGAAACAAGACCAAGUUAAGUUCCAACACUUGUAUUGUAUUGUAUAGGUCUGAGGACAAAUACUUUAAUGGUAAAAGCUCAUACUGGCGCUAUAUGAUAUGCCAAGUGAGGAGACUUCAUUCUCUGGGGACCAUGAAUGCCUAUAUAAAACUUCCUGCCAAAACAUUGAAUCAUUGUCGACAUAUCUCAGUCUGUAUCAAAGUGGUAGACUGAACAACAGCUACUGCCAUUCUUGGAACUAAAAACUGGUUAACCUCCUUAGGGGCAUGAAUGUGCUCAAGAAAUUGAAUGACAAUCUGCCUAGUAAAUUAUGAGACAUCUUGUGUGCAGAAUUUGGCCUGAGGGCGGCGCUAGAUGAAAAGCUCAUGAGUUUGAAAGAUGUAAAGGAUAAACUUCACAGCAAUCUGCCCACUGGAUUUUGAUAUUUUUUGUAUAUGUAGAAAUAUGUGCUUGAUGGAAAAACACCAGUGUCAGGGAUCAGAAGCAGCAUUACGUAUCAUCCUCCGGGGACCACAAAUAACCACAGUAAAUUUCAUGACAAUCUGGCCAGCAGUUGUUUAGAGACUUUGUUCUGGACCAAACAGUUGGACAGAUGGAUUGACUCACUGAAAAACAUUUCAGCCCCAUCUCUGGACUCCACCAAAAAAGAUCCCACCACUAGAUUUUCAUGAUACCAUGGAGAGGACAAAGGGCUGGUCUGGCUGGGGAAAGUAAUGUCUAUAAUUUCAUUAGCUAAACUAAUAAGGAAAAAAUAGUAACAGAAAACAAUAUCAGAACAGCCAAUUUUUUUUUUCUAACAUCCACCUCAAGAGCUCUCUCUCCCCUCUGUCGGCAGAUAGUUGAAGCUGGUGCUGUAAUCCAGCAGCACUCCCACUAGUGAGGCAGCAGCGGACACAAGGACACACCAAUCUCUAGUCCACUCCUGAGACUGAAAACCUACACAGCAGCACCUGGUGUCACAGCCUCUGAUACAGUCACAGUGGAACAGAUCAUAUAUGACUGAACGGCAAGAGGACAACAGGAUAAUCUGAACCAGCACCUCAAGCGCUAAAAAUUGGUAUGUUCAACACGUGCUGCCACUGUUUUCCCGUUCAGUUUUCUAUUGUCAGCAUACAAAGACUGUAAUAACUGAGGAAGGCUUCGCUCAUAUCAACUCGACUCGACAACACCUCCUCAUGGGGAUUGCAGUCUACAACAUCUCCGCCACCUCAGCCAGGGUGAGCUGGCCUUCGUCCCCCGGCUGCCUGGACACCUUCUACAGUGUCAUGUACGACCCCAACUGGAACAGCCUGCUCAUGGGCUACAAGCGCAAGAGUUUCAUGCACGAGGAACGCAUCCCUGUCAGUCAGACCAGCACACACCUGGCCAACCUUCUCCCCCAGACCGCCUACUUCCUGUGUGUGACGUGUCAGGCUGCCAAUCCGGUGCGGGACCAAUGCCAGGUGUUCAGCACUCUGAGUGAGAGCGGUGAAGGUCACGACAGAGCGGGCUGGGAGCUCGCCAUGGGCGUCUGGCUGACGUGCUGCAUCUUGCUCCUGGUCAUCGCCGGCAUCCUGUUGUGGGGAUGUCUUCACACCAUCUGCUCCCUCCCGAACCAGGCCGCAGACAGCUGUCCUGUGGUGACCAACUCGACCCUUCAAGACAUGUCCGGAUCUGGACGCCUCUACACCCCCCGGAGCAGCAGCGAGGACAGCACCAAACAUGCCACCAUCAUGCAGCCCCCCCUCCUCUCAGCGCAGACCAAUAGCCACAUAAUUAACCAAGACCAUGAGCUGAGGACGCUCGCUAAGCUGUCUGGCAGCGAGCCAGCAUGAAUCAACUGGAUUGAGGUCAUCACAGCAUUGUUCUGCCCAGACUGAAUUGUCACUGAGUAUUUUCAUCCACUGAUGAAAUCCUAUUUGUAUUUAAGAGAAAUAAAAAUGUUUUCACAGGAACCAUUUUAAAAAAGUAUUACUGCACCACUUCAAACUGUUCAAUGAUAAAAACUCUGCCAACGCUUUCAAUAAUAAUUUAUCUGGUCUAUAAAGUUUGUUCCAGUGAAUGUUUCUCUUGUAAAUAAAAAGAAGUUCAUGAA
Lates calcarifer (barramundi perch) is the source of this 2090-nucleotide messenger RNA. Its product is annotated as fibronectin type III domain-containing protein 9. Lineage: Eukaryota; Metazoa; Chordata; Actinopteri; Centropomidae. The transcript is spliced from 2 exons. The coding region runs from base 1192 to 1830 and encodes 212 amino acids. Gene Ontology annotation, molecular function: protein binding. The record is from RefSeq and is a predicted model, not a curated record.